AUGGCCCUGGGGCUCAGUGCUUCUCCACCAGCUGUGCUUCUGCUCCUGUCCCUGCUGGGUCUGGCUGCUGCUGGCAAGCUCCUGGUGGUGCCAGUGGAUGGAAGCCACUGGCUCAGCAUGCGGGAGGUGCUGGACAUCCUGAGGCAGAGGGGACAUGAGGUGGUUGUAGUGGCACCUGAAGUGGCUUUGCACAUCAAACCAUCCAAGAACUUUGUGAUGAAAAUGUACCCGGUCCCCUACACACAGGAAGAUUUGAAGAAACAAUUCCAGGCAUUUUUUCAUUUUUCAUUUGAACAAGGAUCUUUUCUGGAAAGAUUUGUUAAAGCCUACCAGGGUAUCAAAAGAAUCACUUACUUUGGAGUCACCAGCUGUGGACAUCUCCUGGAAAACAAGGAGCUCAUCAGGUACCUUGAGGAGAGCAAGUUUGAUGCCGUCCUUACAGACCCUGUCCUACUAUGUGGGGCAAUCCUGGCGAAGCACCUUUCCCUUCCUGCUGUGUAUUUCUUACGAGGAAUCCCUUGUGGCUUAGAUUUUGAAGCCACUCAGUGUCCCAAGCCUCCUUCCUAUGUCCCCAGGGGAUUUACACAAUUUACAGACCACAUGACCUUUCUUCAGCGAGUGAAGAAUCUGCUUCAUGAUAUCCCAGAUAUUUUUCUCUGCGAUUUUGCCUUUGAACCCUACUCAAAACUGGCUUCAGACUUCCUGCAGCAAGAUGUGACUGUGCUGGAUCUCUUACGCCAGGCUUCGGUUUGGCUCAUGAGGUCAGAUUUUGUGCUAGAGUAUCCAAGGCCUUUGAUGCCCAACAUCAUUCCAAUUGGAGGAGUAAACUGUGCUCACAAGGAGCUGCCUCAGUUCUCUGUGAACUUCUCCAACGUGGUUCUAAUUUUCACGAGUAGCAGUCAUGCCCCACCUGCUACAACAUGA
This is a messenger RNA of Melospiza georgiana, 924 nucleotides long. RefSeq names its product UDP-glucuronosyltransferase 1A1-like. The record is from RefSeq and is a predicted model, not a curated record. Lineage: Eukaryota; Metazoa; Chordata; Aves; Passeriformes; Passerellidae. Gene Ontology annotation, molecular function: UDP-glycosyltransferase activity. The transcript has 2 exons. Bases 1 to 924 code for a protein of 307 amino acids.